GCAUUCCAGCUGCAGUGUGGUCGUACCAUGGGCCCGUGGCUCUAAUCUUUCUGUCAUAACAUGCCGUGGAGUCUUUCAUGCACUCCCUAUACCAGGGGUGUGGCACGCUCAUGCUCGCGGAGUUUGCGCCUACCGCUCGCUUUCAAACCCCGAGUGUCUAUCCACCUCGCGCGACACUAUGUGACUCCAGCGACGGGGAGCGCGGAUGGCGAGACGCGCAAGAAAUCCCUAUCCCUCCCCGCAUCUGCCAGGUAUAAUGAAAUAGGCGUCCAACAAUUAAGCGACCAUGUCUAUUCCCAAGUGUUUCCGAAUAAAGCGAACCCCCCCGAUCCCGACCUUGUCGCCCUAUCGAAGGACCAUCUCUCCAGACACGACCUGCUCGGGAAAUCCCAAGAUGGCGCAGAGCCCGUCGCGUUCGAUAUGCCCGCCCUACAUGGCCAGACGCUGGACGAGCACUUCUUCAAGCUGGGAAUGGACUCGUCCGAACCGUAUUUGACCUAUGCGAAGGAAUACACGACGGUGAAUUCGCCGGAAAAGCCUCGCCAGUGGAUCAAGCGGAGCGGGUGGACCAAAUACAACAGCGAUGGAUCGUGGGAGGCGGUUGACGCUCCCAACGAGUCCAUGCUAACGUUCGACACGGAAGUCAUGUGGAAAGAGCAUUCGUUUGCCGUCAUGGCUUGUGCGGCGAGCCCCACCGCUUGGUAUGCGUGGUUGUCCCCGUGGCUAUUGGGAGAAUCUGAGAACGAGAUUCAGCUUAUACCGCUGGGGGAUCCAUCGCAAUCACGGAUCGUGGUCGGUCAUAAUAUCGGGUACGACCGCGCGCGCGUCCUGGAGGAGUACGACAUGGCGCAGAGCCGAAACUUCUUCUUGGAUACCAUGUCGCUUCAUGUCGCGGUCAACGGCAUGUGCUCGCAGCAGCGGCCGACGUGGAUGCGCCACAAGAAAAACAAAGACCUCAGAGAUAAACUGUCGAACGAGAGCAACGCGGUCGAACUUGCCGCUUUGCUGGAGAGCAAGAUGCUGAGCGACGAAGAGGAGGAAUUGUGGGUGGGACGAAGCUCAGUGAACUCCCUCCGGGAUGUGGCCAAAUUUCACUGCGACGUCACGAUUGAUAAAGCGCAGCGGGACCACUUUGGGGAACUGGACAGGGAGCAGAUCCUGGGGAAGCUCGAAGAAUUGCUCGACUACUGCGCAGCCGAUGUCGCCAUUACACACCGUGUAUACAAGAAGGUCUUCCCCAAUUACCUUCGGGUCUGUCCCCAUCCCGUGAGCUUUGGGGCCCUGAGGCACUUGUCCUCCGUUAUCCUCCCCGUCAACCAGACGUGGCAGGAGUAUCUCACGAACACAGAGGCAACCUACCAUCGACGACUGGAAGACGUGCAGCGGAAACUGUUGGAGCUGUGCGACGAGGCUCUAAAGGUCAAGGAUACGGCGGACGUAUAUUCAAACGAUCCCUGGCUGCGGCAGCUGGACUGGUCCGGUCAGGAGAUCAAGAUGGCCAAAGGCAAGAAAAAGGGUGACCCCCCACGACCGGCCGCCCGACAGAAGAAGCCCGGUAUGCCAAAAUGGUACAAGGACCUCUUCGCGACAAAUACUGCCGACAUAAACCUGACCGUGCGGACCCGGAUUGCCCCGAUCCUGCUUAAACUCUCCUGGGAUGGAUAUCCGCUGACCUGGUCUGACAAAUUCGGCUGGACCUUUAAGGUCCCGCGGGAUCAGGUCCGGCAGUAUGAGAACCAGCCUGUGGUGCUGUGCGACAUGGCGGAAGAAAAGAACGACGAGCUGCGGAAUGACCGCCGGCACGUCUACUUCAAGCUUCCACACAAGGACGGGCCCCAAGCUCGAUGUGUCAACCCGCUGGCUAAAGGUUACAUGCAAUACUUUGAACGUGGAACCCUGACCUCCAGGUUUGCCCUGGCCAAGGAAGCCCUGGAGAUGAACGCCUCCUGCUCGUAUUGGAUCAGCGCCCGAGACCGGAUCAUGGGUCAGAUGGUGGUGUACGAGGACGAGAUCCGAAGUUCCUCGUCGAAGAACGAAACCGGCCACCGGACAGGCUUCAUUCUCCCGCAGGUCAUUCCCAUGGGAACUAUCACUCGACGUGCAGUGGAGAAUACGUGGCUCACGGCGAGCAACGCCAAGGAGAACCGGGUUGGGUCAGAGCUCAAGGCUAUGAUCAAGGCACCCCCUGGAUACUCUUUCGUCGGGGCCGACGUUGACUCCCAGGAGCUGUGGAUCGCCAGUCUCAUCGGUGACGCUCAGUUCCAGAUCCACGGCGGGAACGCGAUUGGGUUCAUGACCUUGGAAGGAUCCAAGGCGGCUGGGACUGACAUGCAUUCCCGCACGGCUCAGAUUUUGGGCAUCUCCCGCAACGAUGCGAAGGUGUUCAACUACGGGCGUAUCUACGGCGCAGGGGUCAAAUUCGCAGCCACCUUACUCCGCCAGUUCAACCCGUCUCUGACGGAGCAGCAGACCCAGGCGGUUGCAAGCAAACUCUACAAAGAGACCAAGGGCACCCGCACCACCCGCCGCAUACUGAGCGAGGGGCCCUUCUGGCGUGGAGGGACCGAAUCGUUCGUAUUCAACAAGCUUGAGGAGUUCGCCGACCAAGAACGGCCGAAGACGCCGGCCUUGGGUGCUGGAAUCACCGAAGCCUUGAUGCGACGCUUCAUCAACCGAGGAAGCUUCAUGACAUCGCGGAUCAACUGGGCCAUCCAGUCCUCCGGCGUCGAUUAUCUCCACCUCCUAAUUGUUGCGAUGGACUAUCUCAUCCGGCGAUUCAACGUCAAUGCCCGUCUCGCCAUCACCGUCCACGAUGAGAUCCGGUACCUUGUGAAGGACGAGGACAAGUACCGAGCGGCGCUGGCCCUGCAGGUGGCAAACGUGUGGACCCGCGCCAUGUUUUCGCAACAGGUUGGCAUCAACGACCUUCCGCAAUCUUGCGCGUACUUCUCCGCUGUCGACAUUGACCACGUUCUGCGGAAGGAGGUGGACAUGGACUGCAUCACCCCCUCGCACCCACACAAGAUCCCGCACGGCGAAUCUCUCGACAUCAACCAGAUUCUCGACAAGUACGACCAGGCACUCCUCGACCCGUCUAUCACGCCGACCCUACCCCCCACUCCCGACAAACACCCCUACACCCCUCGCGAAUCUGUCAUGUCCACCCUGCAGAGCACCAGCAACCCGGCCUUCAUCCGCGCCCAGAUCACCAAAGACGACGCAGAACUCCGAGAAAUCAUCAAAGAAGCCACAAAAGUCAAGUCCGCGAACCCGCAGGCGCCCAAAGCCCGCGCCCGCCCAUACGGACGGCCCCAGGCCGCAGCCCAGAAAGCCGUCCUGGUGGACCUGGAAUCGAGCCUCUACCACCGCGAUUUCCGCAAUGUUCCACAGGGGAGCCGGCCUCCCCAGGUCAAUCAAUUCCCCAACCGUCAGUCAUGGAAACCGCGGUCGUCGGCACGGGCAUGAUCUCCACCACCGUCUUCAUUCUUCAUUCUUCAUUUCUCCCAUUUUUUUCGAUUGUACAUAUAUGUUGUGCCAUGUUCUCUUCUCGUCUCUCUUUACUCUUGACCCUUGAUUUUUUACCCAUUAUCUUGUUUCACCCUCUUUUUUUUGGUUUCUUUUCUUUUUUACCUUUCUGUAUGAUCUACCGAUGAUGACCGAGAAAAGCAUGGAAUGGCGUCUAGCAGUGCGGGUGGAGUCGUUUUUUUUUUUUACUAUGUGACUGAUCUUUUUUCUUCCUGGUUUGGGGUGUGAGGGGGGCAUAUG
Molecule: messenger RNA, 3765 nt
Organism: Aspergillus campestris IBT 28561
Lineage: Eukaryota; Fungi; Ascomycota; Eurotiomycetes; Eurotiales; Aspergillaceae
Product: DNA-directed DNA polymerase gamma MIP1
Exons: 2
Coding region: 61-3465 (1134 amino acids)
Biological process (GO): mitochondrial DNA replication
Cellular component (GO): gamma DNA polymerase complex; mitochondrion
Molecular function (GO): DNA-directed DNA polymerase activity; 3'-5' exonuclease activity; DNA binding
Source: RefSeq, a predicted model, not a curated record